Molecule: messenger RNA, 9407 nt
Organism: Anastrepha ludens (Mexican fruit fly)
Lineage: Eukaryota; Metazoa; Arthropoda; Insecta; Diptera; Tephritidae
Gene: Patronin
Product: patronin
Exons: 26
Coding region: 966-6260 (1764 amino acids)
Biological process (GO): cytoplasmic microtubule organization; negative regulation of microtubule depolymerization; neuron projection development
Cellular component (GO): microtubule minus-end
Molecular function (GO): microtubule minus-end binding; spectrin binding; calmodulin binding
Source: RefSeq, a predicted model, not a curated record
ACGUCUUAGAUGACGUUUUCUUUCACUUGAUUUUAUUCGCUCUGGUGUUAUUGAGCUGAGGAAUAUAUAAAAAAAUCAGUCAAAUUUUGUUGCAAUAUAAUUGUGAGUAACGGCAAAUUAUUACUUAUUUGCAAGCGUAUGGAAAAGCCAUUCGAAAUCGAAGUGAAAUUGUAAUUUUCAUAAGAAAAUAUCUAACUUCCCAAGCGGCUGAAAAAAAUUUCACUACGCGACUCCCAUUUUCGGUUAGGGUCGUGCCUUGCGUAUUGAAUGUAUGCGCGAGAAAGAAAACGCCAUAGGUUGCUUUUGUAAGCAGCAAGUGUGCGUGUGAAUGAGAAGACAAGUGUUAUUUUUUCUUUUUGGUGUAAAGUUGAAGAAAAUUUUUGAGCGAAGAAAUUAAUAAUGAGAUAAUCUUUGUAUUUAUCCAAAUAUCCUAAGCGAAGUGAAAGAAAAGCCAAACAAAUUGAUAAUUGUUUAUAUAAUUAAUAGAAUUUCAAAGAAAUAUGUUGAAGAAGUGCGUGUUAUGUGGCUAAAUAUCGAUAAGUCGCAACAGCUGAUGCACUGGUGCGUUUAAUCUUUAGUGUCAAAACCCCCACGCCGGUGGGCUAAAUCACUAAAACACCAGAGAGUGAUUCACAAGUUUUAAGCAGGCGUAGCACCUUUCCAAAACUGCAGUGGCUGAUAUACUAGUAAAUGUGGAAUUUGUUGUUGAAAUUUUUUGUGUAUGAAUAGUGUGAAAGAAAGUUUCGUUUAGGAAGGCUUUUUUGCUUUCUUUUUGUUGCAUGAAUCGAAGGAUUGAUUGCUGUUGUCUGCUUGUGGAUUACUGUGCUCGUGGUUGAGCGAAAGACGACUGCGACGUCGACGACCACGACGACGACGACGACGACGACAACGACUACCACGGAUCGGUUCUGUGACGAGCUACUGCUGGUCACUUGGAACACUUAGUCUGCUCUGGGUAUAAUUGCAUGAUGGAUGCUGGACAGCAAGAAACUAGACAGGCACAUCAACGUGCUUCCGUGAAGUGGCUCCUCGCGAAAGCGUUCAACAAUAACGUUCCAGACAAUUUGCGUGAACCCUUCUAUACCGAUCAUGACAAUCAGGAACGGUUAAAGCCGCAAAUUGUUGUGGAAAUGGGAAAUGCAACGCUAUACUGCCAGACAUUAUCCAAUAUAUACUCGGAUCCGAACUAUCAAAGUCUGAACCAUUGGUCCAUAUUGCAGACACUGUCACGCAAAGGUGUGCCAGUCGCUGAGUCACCAGAGAUGCCAUUAACCGAAACGGUUUUGAUUCAAACGAAUCCGUUAAGGAUAAACGCCCACAUGUCUGUGAUUCAGUCACUAAUGACUUUGUAUGCAAAAGAAAUAACUUCGGGCGAUCGCAUAGCAAGCGCCAUUGCAAGAAUUACGGGUAAUAAUGGCCAAAAUCUACAACCCGAGCAACCAUUUGAUCAGCUGUUGCUGUUGUGGAUCUCACACGCAUGCACUUCACUGAAGAAACGUAUCGCCAGAGAAGUUGAAUUGGGCGCAACUGAUGAAAAUGGUGUACGCCUGCAAGUGCCCAACAUUCCGUCAGUACAUGAUUAUCAAAGUUUAUGUGAUGGCGUUUGUUUAGCUUUAUUUAUAUCGUAUUAUUGCCCCAAAGCGCUACCAUGGACGCUUGUACGUAUUAAUUAUUUGCCAGCCGUUGAGGAUUCUAUACACAAUGUGUCUUUAGUCAGCAAUUUUUGUCAAAAACAUUUGCCAUAUAAUGUGUUCCAUAUGAAUCCUGAAGAUGUUACCUACAUGCGAAAUUCAAUGAAGCUGAAUUUAGUGGUACUACUGGCCGAUUUAUUUCUUUUAUUUGAAAUUCAUCCAGCAAAAUGUGUUUGCUAUCCGGGCAUGGAUGCACCAGAGGUCAUCAGUAAACGUAACUUUGGCGUUAAUGAGCAUGGAAUAUGUCACCGCAGGGGCCUCACAAUGCAGCCAGUCAUACCAAUUCCAGAUCUGAGAAGCGAUUCAGACUCGAUUUAUGGCUCACCAACGAGUCGACCUCCAUUUCAAGUUUCUUUUUCGGCCCCGGCAGAUUCUUCGGCCAGAAGUGAAUUAAUGCAAAAUGCGGGGGUGAGAAAUUCGGAGAACGAAGCUUUUGUUGUUCAUAAGUCACGUGGCGUCACAACCCUAUCAUCGUUGCACUCACAACAACAACAACACCAGCAACAGGAGCCAUUGGUUCCCGCACGUUUACGUCAAUCGAAAGAAAAGUCAAAUAUCGAGACAAAGGCUGAUGAAAGAGGUGAUUACGUACCAGCAGGCAGACCCAGCAAUUGGGAGCAAAAUCGGCGUCCUAGCUAUGCAGGCCGGCGCUCACGCAGGAACUCAUCCAGCGAAGACUCUCAAUUGACAAUUGAGAAUUUUGGUGGCUCUCAAGAUCAGUUGAAUGCUGUGGGACGUUUUGAGCGAGAGCGUGAGCGCGAUAGAGAACGAAAGCUGUCAAAUGUUAGUGUGGAACCCGCUGUGGCUGUACGCUCCUCCAUUGCUGAUGCACGCGGCACGCUGCAGCUGGGCUACGAUACCGACUCUGGUUCGGAAAAGCAGGAUCGUGAAACCGAGAAAUAUUUAAUGAAACGGCAUGCAAGUACCGACAAUGUUAACAUGAAUGCCUCCAAUACUCAACUCAAUAGCAUUGUUAGCACGGUGAGCAGUCCAAUGCCUUCGACCCGUAGACAACAUCCAAUUGAAAAAGACAACCUGGAAGAACAGCAACAAUAUGCCGAUCAAAAGGAUAGCAGCACGAAUGAUUAUGAGCACACGCUGACUAGGCGUUCAACGCAAAGUUCUGGUUCGAGCAAAGUGGAGGCUUGGAAUAAUAGUAAAAUAGAUCCUUAUGAUGACGAUCUGCGCACGCUUGAGAAUGCCUCCAAGUUGUCCAAUAUUCGCAUGAAACUCGAAGAGAAACGUUUGCGCAUCGAACAGGAUAAGCGACGUGUAGAAAUGGCGCUACUGCGUCAUCAGGAAAAGCUCGCACGCGAGGAUAUGGAUGCCUCGUCGGAUGUGCUGAAGUGGGAAACGUUAAGUAACGAUUCAAAUCGUACACCAGAUCUAGAUCCGCUCGACUUGGAUAAGUAUCAGCAAAGUCUGGCUAUUAUGAAUAUGAAUUUGCAGGAUAUACAACAGGAUAUUCAAAAGCUAACAGUCCAACAAAACCAAAUACAAGCACAACAAUUGCAAGCGCAACAAUUGAUGCACGCACAGCAUAUGGCCAACAUGUUGAAUCAGCCACCUUAUGGGUCACAACAACAUCUCAGCGAGAAUUUUAAUCAAAUGCCAAUGCAGCAGCACAAUUUCGGUUCAACACCACAUCUAGCACAUUCCUCAUUCAAUCCGCAUGCCAAUCUCUACAAUUCGCGUCCGCCCAGUCGUGAUCCCUACCAACAACAGAUGCCAUCGAUGCCAAUGCAAUACAUCAACGAACAUGGCCAAUAUGUGCCUCAGCAGCAACAACAGAUGCCGCCAAUGAUGCAGCAGCAGCAACAACAUUACAUGCAGUCCCAAAAAGUGUAUGGUGAUAAUAUGGUUCCUUACAACAACCACGUCUACGGUGGUCCGCCAGGCCCGCCUCAAUAUGCGCCACAUCACAAUCAAACACCUCCACAAUAUAUGAAUCGCGCCAGUAUGUACGAUGACUAUGGGCGUGAUCCAAGUUCACCACAACCGAAUCCGAUGUAUCCACAUGAAAUGUCACCACAACCAGCGCAACCGCAUCGACGCACUUGGAACCAAUCAGUAUACGAGCAACAGCAACAACAGCAGCAGCAGUACCAGCAACCGCAAGCACCUUUGGUGGAUGUGAAUGCUUGGCAGCAACAGAAGCAACGUUCUUGUUUGCCCAUGGAUGGCAACUACACUUGGAAAAAAUCGAAUCAAAUGCAGAAUAAUAGUGGACGCGAGGGAUUUGUGUUGCAUCAAAAUGAUGGUGGCGGUGAAUUUCAACAUCUCUUCCGCUCCUCACCGCAGCAUAUGCAACACAACAACGAUGGUGGCGGUGGUGGUGGCGUUUUACAGCGCCAGCAUUCUGUAACCAAUAUGCCAAUGUCAACGAAACAGGCGGUCACGACAACGGCGUCUUCCUCCAACUCUUCAGGCGGUCAACAGUUGUCCGAUGAUAUGAUGGCGCCUCAGAGUAUCUGCUUUAUUGGCGAUGAGGAUGAUGUUGAGGAGCUGGAACGUAAUAUUAUCGAAUCUAUGCAGAAUACGCGCAUAGCUGACUAUGCACACCAGCAGCAGCAGCUUCAAAUGCAACAACAACAGCAACAGCAUUACCAUCAACAUGGUAGUGAUGGCAGCUACGACGGUGGCAACGAGGUGCUGCCACAAAAGCUGCACAUAACCAGUGGUAAUCUGACAUACCGCAUACCCUCACCGUCCAGACCCGCUGUGAAUGCCCAUAGUUUUCAGGAUCCGCGUGAUGCGAAAACCGAAAAAGGCUUUUACAUAUCCUUCGAUGACAACCAGCCCAAGCGCCCUAAGCCGCCCUUGCGCGUGAAACGUUCGCCGAAGAAAGAGAAAAGCAUGGAUAGCACUGACCAUCAGGUCACCAAAAUGGAGCCACUCCAUCGGUCGCAUAGCAUUAGCGAAGACAACAACCCGACCUAUAACGGUGGUACAAUGCAUAGCGGCACACGGCAGUUUGGUGGCAACAACUUGGAUGUGAUUAAGAAUGGCAACAAAAUGAGUGAGAUUAAUACGGCUACAUAUAACAAAUACACAGAUGCACCAAUACAGAUACGCCAUGAUGACCUCAAUAGCCAAAAAGCGCCUGCGCACCCACGCUCACCGGUGCACCAAUUCAAUACGUCUGCGGCGGCGGCGGCACUGUCGUCCUCACCUACACGUAGUCAACUGAAUACGAAUGCCGCUGGUGUUAUCGGCAGCAGCAGUAGCAGCCAGGCGAAGGCGUUGGUGAUUGGUACCGAUGUGAGCAGCUUGGAUCGCGAAUCCAUUGAUGAAAUGGAGCGACGCAAAGAGAAAAUUAUGUUGCAAUCGUUGCAACGUCGUCAACAGCAAGAAGAAGCGAAGGCGCGCAAAGAAAUCGAGUCAGCACGCAAACGUGAACUGGAGCGCGAAAAGGAGGAGGAGAAAGCGCGCAAAAAGGAAGAGCAAAUGGCGCGAAGGGCGGCUAUUUUAGAGCAACAUCGCCUAAAAAAGGCCAUCGAGGAAGCCGAGCGAGAGGGUAAAACGCUCGAUCGUUCUGAGCUAACGAUGAAACAAACAACACAAAAUACACCUACGCCGCGUCUCCGACAGACACGCAUUACCCGACCACGUCCCAAGACCAUACACGUCGAUGAUGGUUCAGUGGACUUGAGUGAGGCAUCGAGUAUUUCUAGUCGUAGUAAAAAAGGUUCUAGUACCAAUCUAACAGCCUAUGGUACGUUGAGCAAUUCCAACACCCUGAGACGAGAUUUUUAUAGAGGCUCGCACGAUUCUCUAACUGUGAAAGAAUCACCUGAUGAAUACCCAAGCACAAGUUCAACUCCAAUUGGGCGCAGGGGAUCAUAUAAGGCAUCAAGAGAACCAACCGUCGAUCGAGGCCGCUCACGUAUAUCUGUAGCUAAAGGAAGUAGCCUUAAUUUCCGUGGUCGCAAGUCGAAUUCGCUAAUGAAUCUGUGUGAUUCGGGAUUGGGUCGUGCCACUCCGCCACGUCGUGCGCCAUCACCUGGGAUGGCCUCAGGUAGGCAUAUGCCAUCACCAUCUGGGCCAGGCUCGUUGCCGCCUGGUUUGAUAUCGAAACGGCGCGGCUUCGAUGAUGGAUCGGGCUUACUCUCAGCCAAUCUCGGCUCCAUGGAUUAUUCGGGCCCGAAGCUCUACAAACAACCAGCCGCCAAAUCCAAUCGUGGCAUCAUAUUGAAUGCUGUCGAAUAUUGCGUUUUCCCGGGUGCGGUAAACCGUGAGGCCAAACAAAAAGUGCUCGAAAAGAUUGCACGUUCCGAAGCGAAACAUUUUCUUGUACUCUUCCGCGAUGCCGGUUGCCAAUUCCGUGCAUUGUACAGCUACGUGCCCGAAACGGAUCAAGUGUCCAAAUUGUACGGUACAGGACCUAGUCAAGUGGAUGAAGUUAUGUUUGAUAAAUUCUUUAAGUAUAACUCAGGCGGUAAAUGCUUCUCGCAAGUCCAUACAAAACAUCUAACGGUCACCAUCGAUGCAUUUACGAUUCACAAUUCGCUGUGGCAGGGGAAAAAAGUGCAGUUGCCUAGCAAAAAGGAUAUGGCGCUUGUUAUUUAAAGUGCACGCCCAAUGUAGGCCCCGCCCCUCUUAUAUGGCAACGCGCGCAUGUAUUGGAAAAUUCAAAACAAAGGAAUUGCAAAGUGUUGCAAGCGAAAGCGAAAGCGACAUAAAGCAUGCGAAUCGUCGUCGUGACUGCACUGAUAUAUGUAGAUGUAAAUUGUUGCUUCGAAAGUUCUAUAUGCAUAUACAUAUACGUACAUACUUAUAUAUAUAAAUAUAUAUAGUUAUGAUAAUGAUUGGUGUGCGCAUAUGCAAGGCAAACAAAUAGAGAAAAAGAUUUAUAAAAGAAACAAAAAGAAGAAUGAAAGAUAAAACAAACAGUAAAGGCAUGUAACUAACAUUUACUAACUGCAAAACUUAAAGUUGAAAACACUUGCAGCACAGUAAAGUUACGCAAAAGCGAGACAGAGAGAGAGAUAGAGGGGGAAAGAGAAAAAAGUGAGGGAAAGAGAGUGUUGAUGCGGAGUGUGAAAGCUCUAAAACGGAAAAACAAGUUCUAGGUGAAAGCAUAAGCUAAAGCUGGCGCAAAUUUAGGAAUCCACACACACACACACACCCACACUCAUACACACAGGAUAUUCAUAUAUAUAUAUACACAUUUAUGUAUAUAAGCAUAUAUCCACAUACAUAUACAAACAUUAUAUUAAUAUAAAACAAAUAUUUAAUUAAUUAUCUUUUAUAAGCUUGAUAGUAUAUAUAAAACACCUGUUGAACUUAUUUAAAAAUAAUCACUAUAUGAUAUGCUACCUACAUACAAACGUACGUACUCGUGUAUUGUGUAACUCCUCUUGUCAAAGUUAUUUACUUCUUUUGCUCUUUAUAUGUAACAAAAACACCCUUACACACACCCACACACAAUCCCACAUACACACCAAUCCAAUACAUACUCGUCGUAUAUACUAAAUAUUACAAAUUACAUUCUAAUUUUUAAAGCAACAAACGAAACAAGCUAAACAAACCAGAACGAAAACUAAUAGUAUUCACUGUAAACUUAUUUGAGUGAACUCAUUUGAAUUUUUUUUUAAUAAUUAAUACUGUUUUAUUUUAAUUCUUUUUUUUUAACGGAAAAAAAAUAUAUAUAGAAUGGAUUUUUUAAAAUCGAUAUUUCAUAGAAAUAAUUUUGUAGAAAUAUUUAAUGUGGAACAGCUUCAUAAAUACAUACAUAAAUAUAUACAUAACUAAAUAUAUAUGAACAUGCAAAUUGAUGAUGGUAUGACUUAAAAAGCAUAACGCAGAAAUAAAAGUACGUAUUUGACGAUGAUGUUCAUGCGCGUGUGCGUCAACGCAAUUGGCGGCAAUUGCUCCAUGUGUACUGCACUGUGUAUUAACGUUUAAAAGGUUUACAAAACAUGUCUAACUAAGGAUGUACUCCUUUUUUCCAAAUUCGAAAGACACGCAAAGAAAUUUUGUACUAAGUAAAAUAUUAUAUUAUAUUAAAUAUAUUUUUUGUUUAACUUCUUUUAUACUCGAAACAAAAUGCAUAGUUGAAAAAGAAUUUGAGUCAUAUUUUACAUGUAAAGUCAAUAAUCGAAGAAAAGUGAGAAAUGUGUUAAUAAAAAAAUUAAUCGACUCCAUCAGUGAUAUUCAGUAAUUUGCUAACGUUAAAGCGCCAACGCUAAAAAUGCGAUAAAAGCAGUAACCCCUACUAAAUUUGUUAGAAACUACCUUUUGUUGUUGUUGUUGUUAAAAACUACCUUUGGAUCAUUCAAGGCGCAUUCAUUAAAGGUGGUGGCACUAGACGAACAACACUGUUAUGUACGUUUGAUUGUCAAAGCAAAGUAUUGAGAAACUAGAAAAGAAAUAAUGAAUUCGCCUUGUCUCAUUCUGAGCUGACAGCCACAUGGACACGGCGAAAGAAAAAAACAAAUCGGCUGAUUUACCAACACCACCUUUAAUAGAUUCGCCUUGCAUCAAUUUAAAUACAAAUGCGGCAGAGUGUACAAAAAUGUACUUCUGAGAACUGAAUUAAUGAAAGAAAUAAAGGAAACUGAAUAAAAUUGGAAAAUUCUUAUAAAAUUCGAUCUGUGUACAAAAUCGUAGAAAUUUUAAAACCUUGCAUGUGAUAAAAAUUCAUACAAACUUUGAUUCAAAAUUUUCGUACCUCUUGGAUUUGUAGGCUUAUUAAAACUCUCAUUAGAUCGAAAGUUCGAAGCCAUUUGUUUUUAUUUUAUUUAAUGAAUUGCCUUGUAAAGUUCGCAAAACAAAAAUUCCGCUAUGUACGCGCAAUACAUAGUGGCUUACUGUGAGCUUAAAAAAUAUUUAAAAUUAAAUAAACACAUUUUUUUUAGUUAAAAGCCUACUGUAGCUAUAUUGCACAUUUUUAGGCGCACAACAAAUGUAUUCAGUGACUUUUUUAGCUGGCGUGUUUAGCGUUAACAAGUUUCAGCAACACAAAAAAUUCUAUUACUAAUGUUUUUAACUCACUUUCUUUAUAAAUUACUAUAGUUGGCACUUAAAUGAUUUAUUUAUAAAAAAUGCCAACUGCAUUGCUUGCACAAAAAAACAGUUUUUAAAUACAUUUUAUCUAUUUUAAAUACACAUUUCGUAAUUAUGUUCGGAAUUUCUAAAUAUUUUUGUAAGUUUUGGUUUAUUUUUACUUAAAAAUCAUUGUUUUCGCAAGCUUCCAAUGAAUGUAUUAAAAAAUGUAUAUGCACAUAAUUGAAAUCAUAAAUUUCUUUGGAAAGGGUUCUCAAAGACAUGUUCCAACAAAAAAAAAAAGAAAAGAAAAAACAUUACCACGAUUAAAUGCGUUUUAAAAACUUGCAUGAAACACACGAAAAGAAAAAACAAAAACCAAAAGGUUGAGCAGCGCUAUGAAAACGUAGUACUUCCAAGAUCGAAACAUUGUAACAGUAAUUUAAAAAAUUAAUAAUUUAUAUUAUUGUUAAAUAGAAUUGAGCAUUGCACAUAUUCGUUUAUUUCCUUUAUAAAUUUUAAUUUUUAUGCUUUUUAAAAGAGUUCAAUAUGUUUCAAGUCCAAAGUUCCAUAACCCCUCUAAUUUCGAUUACGCAUUUUCGAUAUCAACAUUUUAUAAAAUUCAUAGACUUUCUGUCCACAAAUAUCUGCGCAUGAAAAUGAAAAGCAUUAGCUGUUCGAGAAUCCACUAGUUUGUUUUUUAAGUUAAUACAUAUACACAAAUAUUUU